Molecule: messenger RNA, 1014 nt
Organism: Rodentolepis nana
Lineage: Eukaryota; Metazoa; Platyhelminthes; Cestoda; Cyclophyllidea; Hymenolepididae
Source: the annotation of a GenBank genome assembly
AUGCCAAUAAGUCAACUUGAGCCAGUGAAUGAAAACUGCGAUUGGCUCUACCAACUCUCCUCCCGUGCCGUCCCAUUCACUCAUCUUGUUCAGACAACCAUUCUUCCCUUCUUCCUUGCUCUCACAGUUAUAAUCAAUAUCCUCCUAUGCAUCACCCUAAAUCGACCAAAUAUGCGAACCCCAACAAAUUUCAUCCUUCUGGCUAUUUCAGUAGCCGAUCUUCUUACUGGUCUCUUACCUCUUCCAAUCCUUACAGCCUUUAAUACGGACUACUUCGAUACCGAUCUCACUUUGGUCAAAGGUUAUUUGACGCAUUACUGCUCCGUCGUUCUUCCAACCAUAUUUCACACAAUAUCGAUUUGGCUUACUGUACUUCUGGCCUUGCAGAGGUUCAUUUACGUGGUUAAACCACUGGAAGUGUAUAAAUAUGCCAUUUGUCACUACCGUGGUGUCGCUAUCAGCAUUUUUAUUAUUUCAAUUUCCGCCCUGAUUUUUUACGCAAACAACUUCUCCAUUACCUAUAACUCAGGUGCAGUGGUUUGUACAAACAGCCAGAAGGCAAUUAGCAGUAUUCACAGCAAAAUGCUCAAGUGCACAUUUCUUCCACGAAAUAUACAAUUUCCCAUUUUGCUUCUUAGAGCCUUAACGGUACAUAUCAUUCCAUGUCUACUGUUGUGUGUUCUAACGGCCUAUAUGCUGGUUGCAUUGAAGGGCAUUUCCAAGAGGCGUAAUGAACUCUUGAAAAAGCAGAAGGAAAUGAGGAUGCUAGCAAAUUCUAUCAGAAUGGCGGAUAAUCACAAUAAUAACGUGAAUAAUCAAAUGGCGAAACGGAAUAAGAAAAAACCUGUAAACGGAGAUGUCUAUAAAACUUCGAGGAUUAUGCUUGUUGUCUUAUUGCUAUUUCUAUUCGUUGAAAUACCGUCUACCGUCCUCGUUACAACUUACAGCUUACUUAUCGCGCUUCAAGGAAAACCAAUGCCCUACUUUUCUGAGGUAGGUCCAAAUGUUCCAUAA